Messenger RNA from Drosophila ficusphila, 1376 nucleotides. RefSeq lists its product as uncharacterized. Bases 68 to 769 code for a protein of 233 amino acids. The record is from RefSeq and is a predicted model, not a curated record. The transcript has a single exon. Lineage: Eukaryota; Metazoa; Arthropoda; Insecta; Diptera; Drosophilidae.
AAACGUUUAUGAUUCUAAAACACCGGGGAAAACGAAUUUAGAAAGUUUGUCUUUAUAACAAACUGUAAUGGCUUGGGUUCCCAAAUCGCGGUUCGAACACGAUUUUGUGGACAUGGAACCGGGCUUUAAUCUAAUCCAUGGCCAGUUAGCCUACGAGGAAAAGAGAAAAUCGGAGUUCAGGACAAUGCCAAAGAAUACCCAUGAAUACCUAAUGGCGCGGGAUGAACUACAAGGCUCAACAGUUGGAAAAGGUCGAGAAAUCCGCGAAAGUCUGCAAAUGAUGGAGAAGAUCCAGAAAAUAGCGGGCACAAAUCCAUUGGGCGAACUUGCCACCAUGGAAGAUUGGGAGGACACUAAAACGGUGGAGAGGGAAGCUGUAGCCAUGAUGCGCUACUUCGGUACGAUUUCCAUGAGGGAGGAGUCACUGCCGGAAAUCAGUAUCCCCCUCAUCAACCAAGAGGGCAGCCAGCGAGUCAUCGCAGAUCCCCAGAUCUUCACACCACGCAAGACCCGAAAGUCGAAGAGUCCACCGGACAACAGUGCCAACUCGUCGGAUGACUCCUUCCAUACAGCCGAAGGUCCGAGCAGUUGCAUCUUGCUUUAUGGAUCGGGCAGCAAGCCAAAUAAAAGCAACAAGAAAGUGAUUCGAGGAAAAGGAACUUCUUUUACGGAUCUCAUGGUAAUCCCAGUAAAUAUGAGACAAGUUAAGGGAAAAAGAAAGAUUUCGCGCCCAAGUCAAAAGGACAGACUUCGCCUUCAAUUCGAAUGAAACCAUUGAAAAUAUAACAUAAUAUUUUUAAAGAACUAUAGAUCUUUUAAGAUACAUUUUUACUUUUAUACGCAGGAGUCGUCAUUAUUUAGUUUGAACUUUUUUGAGCACGCGUUCAACUCUUUUUUAAAUUUAUUUGUAUUAACUAGUACUCACCUAAUAUGGUCGAUGUGUUGGCUAAAAAAAAGAGAUAAUUUGUUUUAAGAAUAAAAAAAAAUUUUAUAAUUUCUUAAUGAAAUAACAAAAGCGCGAGACAUUCUUAUGAAAAGCCUAUGUACAAAAAAUCUUACUAUCGUUGCCUAUAUAUUAUAUAAUAUGUGUUUUCGAAAUCUUAUUUUAUUAAUAUUAUUUUUAAUGAGGUCAUAUUUUCAAUAUUGGAAUAUUUCGUAAACUGAUUUCCAUGCAGCAUUUAGAAAGCACAAACUGUUUAAGUGACUGCAUAAACAUUAUACAACUGCUUAACCCUUAUGUUAGUAACCGGGUACCCGGGUACCCCCCGCGGUAUAUCUGUGUGAAAAGCUUAAAGCAAGUUCAAUAUUUCAUUUUAAGCUCUCAAAUCGUCGUUUUUUAACUUAAAAGAAAGCUAGUUGCGAGUUCAUUUAAUUUA